ACAUGAAGGCCGAGAGCCUUACUUCCUUGACGACAGAGACUCGAGCCCUAGCGAUGAAUGCUUGUGCUACUUUAGUUAGACUAGAUCCUAAGUUGUCAGAGGCAGAGGAAUUUGACCUGAUUAAAACAGCCACUGACUGCUUGUACCCUCUGCCAAAAGAGGGCGCAGCAGUGAAGAAGGGUAAAGAUGAGGUAGAACUAGAGGUGGAGGUCUUACUGGAGUCUUCAUUUGAGGCGCUUUACGAUCUGCUGAGGGAAAUUCUCAAUAAGGACCUCACCACUGAGGGGCUGGACUCCAUAUUUAAGCACCUUGUUCCAUGGCUGUUGUCCACACACAACCACGAGAGAGAAAGAGCCCUGUGUACCUUCCAAGUUUGUGCCCAGUUUCUCUUAGAAAACAUGGAUCCAACCAAAAGUGUAUGUACAUCUUAGUAAUCCA
This is a messenger RNA of Saccostrea cuccullata (small rock oyster), 438 nucleotides long. Its product is annotated as maestro heat-like repeat-containing protein family member 7. Gene Ontology annotation, cellular component: cytoplasm. The record is from RefSeq and is a predicted model, not a curated record. The transcript has 3 exons. The coding region runs from base 3 to 431 and encodes 142 amino acids. NCBI's taxonomy places the organism in Eukaryota, Metazoa, Mollusca, Bivalvia, Ostreida, Ostreidae.